AUGACCCCUUCCACUUCCAAGAUUUCUUGGCCAACUACUACUGCCUCCCUCUACGAGCUUCUCAACAUCGAUACUGACAUGAAAAAGUGCCAUGCUUCGACGACGAAGAAGGCUCGUUGCCAGAAUCCAAUCAGCAAAGCCAACUCGGCCCUUAUCACUUGUCUCUUGGAGAAAGCAGUUACUCAAGGAAGCUUUUCUGCUGCUCAGGCCACACUCCGAGAAGUCUCUUACUUGAUUAUGUGUCAGCGUGUCCAUCAGAAAGAUGGUCCUCCUCAUUUGUCAAAGUGGCAGAAAGUCCUUGAGCCCCUUAAAGUGAUGCAUAUCAAGAAUGAAGACAAGGAGGAUACUCUCAAAUCCGAGAAAGAAACAGAUAAUAUACCACCAACCGCUCCUGUUACUUCAUCGCAACAACAGGUUCAGCUCAAGAGCAAUACACCUAUAUCUAUCCCUACUUCUCGUUGCAGAUCCGAGCCGUCCCCUUCCCCCCCCAAGAAACCGUCCCCAAAGCUCUUACUACCCAAAUUACCUUCGCCAAAGAGCCCCAAAGUCGUACAUGAGUUCGAAGAUUUCUCCCGCCGCCGCUCGACCCUAGAGACUAAUAAAGCGAUGAAGAAGCUACUUCUUCGCUCCUUGAAGGAGGGGGAGACAAAGAAUGGAGGCAACAUCUACCUCUAUACCUAUUCUGAGAGCUACCACGACGCACAUCCCUAUAUCAAGAUAGGUUUUUCUCAAGACGUCAGUAGGCGUAUGCGAGGAUGGAAAUACAAGUGCGGCUACGACGUGAAAGUGCUCGGCGAGUUUCCGGCCGAGCACUACGCCAAGGUUGAGAAAAUUGUACAUGCUCAGCUCUGGAACCAGAGGAAGCGAGAAAAGGGAUGUGCUUGCAACGUUUGCCACCAGGAGUGGUUCAAGGUCGACGCUAUGACUGCCUCAAAGAUCAUUGCCUUAUGGACUGGCUGGAUGAGACGAGAGCCAUACGAUGAAGAGGGCACUAUCCUGGAUAAAUGGCGUGUCAGAAUUGAGGGCCUUGACAUGGCUGAUCCUGAUUGUUGGGACUUGCUCGUCAAGGGGCUCUUCGAUGAUGAUGUCGAGGAGUCUGAGCUGUCCGAAGGAGAUAGCUUUGCAUGGUCAAGUGAUGAACAGUCCGAGAUCUCUGAGGAAGAUACUUUUGGAGGUUAUGAUGCUGACAAACCUGAGAUUACUUUCACUGGACGGCGAAUCUGA
This is a messenger RNA of Fusarium fujikuroi IMI 58289, 1224 nucleotides long. RefSeq lists its product as uncharacterized. The record is from RefSeq and is a predicted model, not a curated record. Bases 1 to 1224 code for a protein of 407 amino acids. Lineage: Eukaryota; Fungi; Ascomycota; Sordariomycetes; Hypocreales; Nectriaceae. The transcript has a single exon.